AUGGACCCCCGAGACCAGACGUUCAUGACCAUCCACAACCUCACUCCCGAUGCCAACAUUCUCUUUGCUUCCGACUCGAUCCUCGAUAUUCUCGGCUACCAGCCCGAUGAAGUCAGGGGGAAGUCUGCAUUUGACUACUUCCAUCCCGACGAGAUACCUUUUGCACGUGCCAUCCACAGCAGAGGCAUUCUACUCGACAAGGCCGCCGUCCUCCACUAUGCUCGCAUCCUCUCCAAAGCCGGCCAAUGGGUGAGCUGCGAAUGCUGCUUUACCGUCGUACAUAAUGUGCUGGUUGCAUCGACGAGCAUAUACUUCAAGGGCGAGAAGAGCGAGAGGAGGGCGAGAGACGCACCUCACAUCCGGCGGAUAUUCUCAAGCUCGCCGCGAGAUCCCCGAUAUCAUAUGCUCGAGCACUUGUCGCCCAAGUUCAAGAUGCCUCCGAUGGAGCGAGAGCCUCGGGCUGCGUUGAUCCUCAACCGCUUCACCAGGAACCUGACCAUAAUGUAUGCAACCGAUGCUGUCGCACAGAUUCUGGGCCUAGGUCCGGACGAGCUCUUGGAACGGCCCUUCUACGAGUGCAUCCAGCCGAACUGCCUUGACGAAGCGGAGAGGUGUCUGGAGAGCGCCAAGGCCAACGAGUCCAUUGCAUAUCUGCGCUUCUGGUACAAGGACCCGCGGCUCGACCUAAACGAUCCCGUCAGCGAAGAGGAAGGGGAAGGGGAAGCGGAUGAGAUGGAGGACGAGGCAGAUGACAGGAGCAGCCUUAACGGGAGCGAAGUGGACGUCAAGGAUCCUAGCAUACGGGAUAAUCGCAUGGAUGUUGAUGACGAACUGGGGCCGCACUCACCCAAUUCGCCCGGGGACGAAGACGGCAGGGGUGACGAGGGGCAUCCUUCCAGCGGUGCUCAAGCAUCAAUAUCAGAUGCACCGCGGACAUUCGAGCUUGAGGCCGUCGUUUCGUGCACGUCAGAUGGGCUUGUUGUGGUCCUGCGGAGAGCGCGGCCCCCUAUCCCCGACCCACAACCGCUGGCCAUCCCAGCCGCGUUCAACUUCGAGAACGGUCUCUUCGCAGCGCCGUGGGGCCUCCAGCCGAUCGAACCCUAUAUUUCUCCCGAGCUAUUGUACACAUUUCGUCCGCCAUUUCUACCGCAGUACAUGCCGUUGCGGGAGUGCGUCAAAGCCGCAGGUGGGCCUCCUUUUGAUCAGUUGAUGCGAUCGAUACGGGACGUGGCUGUCUUUGCCUGGGCCGUAACCGGCAUCAACGGGACGCUCGCAAACUACGGCCAAGGCCGCCCCAGGAGGGGUGCCCAGCCGGUAGACGGACUCCCCGUCUGGAUGCCUGAUUCCCGCCCAACCACCUACCCGCCCCCGGACGAACACCCAGUGACCAGAGUCGAUAACGUCAAUGACAGGGCCAAGGAACCUUCUAGUGCCGGACUCGCCUUCGGUCACGGCGGCAGCUUCUACCCGUCUGAGAACCCAAUGCCCGGCUACCGUGCGCGACAUGCUUCCCUAGACGAAGGGAUGUACGACACUAGCGGCCGGCCGGCACCAUGGGUUCCUUCCACGUCAUCGGCGGCCGCCUCAUCAGCCUAUCCCUAUGGUGCGGGGUAUGAGCCGGGGGGAUACCGCAGCCGUCCGCCGCUCCGGCCGGCCUUCUCAUACGACGCGCUGCAAGAACACGCCCGGCAUCAGCAGCAGGCCUGUUAUGUACCAUCUGCGUCCGAGGCGGCAUCGAGACGGUGCAUCUUUAGGGAAGAGCCGUGGGCGGAGGCGUCGUCUUCGAGGACGUCUGUACCCGUCACCAACUAUGGGGGGAACGCUUCCGGCUCGAGAGGGUCGAGCGGGGGCGAGCCAUCGAAGGGGGUUGGGUCGAGGUAUUUCUGGCAGUGA
Messenger RNA from Chaetomium strumarium, 1893 nucleotides. RefSeq lists its product as uncharacterized. The record is from RefSeq and is a predicted model, not a curated record. Gene Ontology annotation, molecular function: protein binding; RNA polymerase II transcription regulatory region sequence-specific DNA binding; DNA-binding transcription factor activity, RNA polymerase II-specific. The coding region runs from base 1 to 1893 and encodes 630 amino acids. Lineage: Eukaryota; Fungi; Ascomycota; Sordariomycetes; Sordariales; Chaetomiaceae. The transcript is spliced from 4 exons.